Molecule: messenger RNA, 2118 nt
Organism: Condylostylus longicornis
Lineage: Eukaryota; Metazoa; Arthropoda; Insecta; Diptera; Dolichopodidae
Exons: 3
Coding region: 1411-2118 (235 amino acids)
Source: RefSeq, a predicted model, not a curated record
AGUGAUUUCUCAUUCUUUCCGUUUUAGAUGAAACGCCUAUAGAGCUUGCAGCACACUGGGAAUUUUCUAAACACCUACAGAAUAAAAGGAAAUUAAUGAUUUUAGCACAAAAAAUUACGUUUUAAACUUACCUUGAGUUAUUUUUCAAUAGAAAAUUGUAGAGAACUACGCAUGCUUGUGUAAUACGGUUCACUUUUUCAGAGUGAAGAUCUAUAUUUGUUUUUAAAACUCUAAAUCUCGCUGACAAAAUUUCGAUUCAACGCUUUGUCGUGCACGGCUUAGCCUAAAAUUAAAAGUUUUUUCUGUUCGAGAUUGUGUUGAGUAUGGAUAAGGUUUCAUAAUAUGCUCUUCUAAAGGGAAAGCGUCAUCAGCGACAAAUACGUAAGGCAGGGAUCUAUUAUUGCCAAUAACUUCUGUUCCAGCGUCAAGGGUCAAGUCGAUGAAAUCAAAAAAUGAAAAGCUUUGGUUUGACAGCGAAUUAAUGAUAGCAUUGGAAACUAAGCAGUUUUGGUACUCUAAAUGGAUUAAAGAUAAAACGAACACUAACCUUGAAAGACAGUAUAAAUAUUUCAGAAACAGAUUUACAAGCUUAAAAAGAAACAAAAGAUAUAAUUUUUUAUAAACAAGUUUACCUUAAAUCAGCACUCCUCGUCAAAGACAUGGGGCUGUAUUAAUGAAAUUCUUUAUGGUAAUAACAGGCAAAAGAAUAAUGUUGAUUUGUUAAAAGGUUUAGCUGAUUCACAGGCUGUUAAAAAAAUCAACGAGCUCAACAGACACUUCGCCAAUAUGGGCAAAAUAUUAGCAAAAAAAUACUGUGACAAUACAGAAAGUCAAGUAUUCAGCAUUAUUAAAUCACUAAACAACUCAAACUCAGUCGAUUCUUUAAAUAUGUCCACAAAUAUGUUGAAAGCAUGUAAUGAAGCACUAUGUAACCCAAUUUGUAAUUUUAUUAAUAAAUCUUUUGUUGAGGGUGUUUUUCCAGAUUUGCUAAAAAUUUCCAGAGUGGUCUCCAUUUUUAAGUCGGGCAAUAAGGAUGAUCUAAACAACUAUAGACCAAUUUAUAUUGCGCCGGUAUUGUCUAAAGUUUGGAGAAAAUAGUCAACGGACAGUUGUCAUCUUUUCUUGAAAGGCUUGGUUUGUUGCCAAAGAGGCAAUAUGGCUUUAAAACAAAGUCCAGUACCGAAUCUGCUUUAGUCGGCAUGUUAUCUUCUGUUCAAAAAUUUAAAGAUAAUAAAAGAAUGGUGGCUAUUGUAUUCCUGGAUCUGACGAAAGCAUUUGACACUGUUGACUAUGACAUAUUGCUGAAAAAAUUACAUAGCUUUGGAAUUCGCGGAACAAGUCAUAAGUUGUUUCAUUCUUAUCUAAAUAGUCGCAUCCAAUUUUGUCAAAUAGGGACUACAAAAAGCCAGAAUGAGUCAAUUUCUUAUGGAGUACAGCAGCUUAGAAAAGAAAAUCAACGAAAACCUAGCAAAGUUAGUAGUUUGGAUACAAAAUCAUAAAUUGACACUCAAUAUAAAGAAAACGAAAUAUAUGAUUAUCAGUCCCACUGCCCCACCAUUAAAAAUCGUUAUUUCUGAUGAAAUUUUAGAACAAGUUGAAAACUUUAAAUAUCUUGGUCUAUGGAUUGAUUCGGCACUCAACUGGAAAACACAUACAACGUUUUUAUUUAAAAAACUGUUGUCUGUUGCUGGUGUCUUCAAAAGAAUUGCAUACUUUUUGCCAAACAACGUGAAGACGUCCGUCUUUUAUUCACUUUUCCACAGUCACGUGAGCUAUGCUAUAAUACUAUGGGGUGUUUUCUCCAAAGAAAACAGCGACAAGCUUCAUACCGAAUUUAUUCAUAGCCAGAAUAGGAUAUUAUUGGUACAAGAUUUUAUUAAAUACAAACUGAUCUUGUAUAUUCACGAUAUCUCUAAUGGCGAAUUACAUUCUACCACUCAACUUACGACAAGAAGUGAUCAUAAUGAAAUCAAUACAAGAAGCAAACAACAGAUUCAUCUCGCCAAAAAGAACACAACAAAAUUUGGAACAUCAACAUCAAUCUAUAAGGCAAUUAAAUUAUAUAAUGAAAUUCCUGAAAAUAUGAAGACACUCGAUAAUUAUAAACUAAAAAACUAA